UUAUUUGCUGUUGCUUAACAUUUUCUCUGUAAUGAAGGCCUCUUGCAUUUGUCAAAAAUUGGAAUUGGCUUGACUGAAAAAAUUCUAUUUGGGGAUAAAAGUCAAACAUAAAUUAAUUAAGAAUUUGCCUAUAAUAAAAUAACAAAAAUACAAACAGCUGACCUGAUCUAAUAAUUAAAAAUAAGAGGUGAAUUAUGCCCUUAACUUGCUAAAUAAAACCCAAAUUCGACAGUCAUUGUUCAGGCUUUAAAGGCGAAACAGCUGUUAUGAAAAUAAGUUGUGACAGUACAUACUAGCUUUAAAUAUCUAUUUCCAGCAAUACUGAAGGUCGUCAUCGAUGUGAGGAGCAACAGGUGAGCUAUCUAUUCAGAAUGGGCGUGUUCGAACACGCCCAUUCAGGAUCCUCCUUUCCUGCAACCCCAUCAUGUGAUCCGGGGCCAACUUCCCUGUUGUUGAAUUGGACAACAAGAACUCCUGCUGCGGUGCUCCAGAAUAAGCUUUUCACAGCAGCCACGAUGAAGACAGUCUGAGGCACAAGAUCUCUAUGGGCAGCCGGAGACAGAAAGCAGUGGAUGAUGGAGAGCAGAGUCUCAUUGGGUCUCCAUCUGCCGCUGGUGGGGAUCUCCCGGACCAAGAUGCCUCCACGCCGGGGUUCGUCUACGUAUUGGCGUUCUUCUCUGCCCUGGGGGGGUUUCUCUUCGGUUAUGACACUGGGGUGGUCUCUGGGGCGAUGCUGCUCCUGAAGGAGGAGAUGAACCUGAACGCUCUGUGGCAGGAGCUGCUGGUCUCCAGCACCGUCGGGGCCGCGGCGCUCUCGGCCCUGAGCGGAGGCUCCUUGAACGGGUGGCUGGGGCGCAGGGUCUGCAUCCUGUUGGCCAGCUUCAUCUUCGGCGUCGGGGGCGUCAUCUUGAGCUUAGCCCCGGACAAGGUGGUUCUUCUCGUGGGCAGAGUCACAGUUGGUUUGGGCAUAGGCAUUGCCUCUAUGACGGUUCCUGUAUACAUCGCUGAAGUUUCCCCCCCUCACAAGCGAGGUCAGCUGGUCACCAUCAACUCCCUCUUCAUCACCGGCGGCCAGUUCAUUGCGAGUGUGAUCGAUGGAGCCUUCAGCUACAUGAGCCAUGACGGCUGGAGGUACAUGCUGGGUUUGUCCGUUGUCCCGGCAGUGCUGCAGUUCGUGGGCUUCCUCUUCCUGCCGGAGAGCCCCCGUUGGCUUCUCUUAAAGGGCCGGAGCCAAGAGGCCCGCCAAGCUCUCAGCCGGAUCAGAGGAGGCCGGAACGUUGACGAGGAGUACGACUCCAUCAGAACCUGCAUCGAGGAAGAGGAGAAAGAGCCGGGUGGAGGAGGCCUUGUUAUUUUGCGGAUCUUUAACCACGGUCCGACUCGAAGGGCUCUCAUCGUUGGCUGCGGCCUCCAGAUGUUUCAGCAGCUGGCUGGGAUAAACACCGUCAUGUACUACAGUGCAACCAUUCUGCAGAUGGCGGGGGUGCGGGAUGUUAAACGGGCGAUCUGGUUGACUGCUGCAACUUCUGCCACCAACUUUGUGUUCACCCUGGUUGGAGUCUGGCUGGUGGAGCGAGUGGGCCGCAGGAAGCUGACCCUGGGCAGUCUCUUAGGUACCGGUCUGAGUCUGACCGUUUUGGCUGUCGGGUUCUUGCUCUCGGCCCAGUUUUCUCCGCCCACCACCCUCCACCCGUUCGACGCUCAAAACUCAACCUGCCGACUAUACGGGUCCUGUGAGUUCUGCAUGUUGGAUCCAGACUGUGGAUUCUGUUAUCGUGAAAACAGCAGCAGAGUGUUCGACUCCUCCUGUGUUCCCGUCAGUCAAGCAUCCACAGAUCACGCCGCCUGGGGAAGGUGUUUCAACCAGACGGAGGAAACUAAGAGCCCGAUGUGGGCCUACAACUACUGUCCGACAUCGUACUCCUGGCUUGUCCUGAUGGGCCUCAUCCUCUACCUCGCCUUCUUCGCUCCGGGUAUGGGCACCAUGCCUUGGACGGUGAACUCUGAGAUCUACCCGCUUUGGGCCCGCAGCACCGGCAAUGCCUGUUCAGCCGGGGUCAACUGGAUCUUCAACGUCCUGGUGUCCCUGACCUUCCUCCACGUCGCUCAGUAUCUGACAUAUUACGGGGCGUUCUUCAUGUACUCGGGCCUGGUGGCGUUGGGGCUCCUCUUCGUCCUGGGCUGCCUCCCUGAGACCCAGGGCCUGCAGCUGGAGGACGUGGAGAACCUGUUCACCGGUCCGCUCUGCUCCUGUGGAUCCUCCUCAUCUACUCACAACCAGGUCCAAUACAUCCGGGUAAACGGCAGCAACUACCUCCCCUCUGACAACGACGCCUCAGAUGUAGAUUAAAGAUUUCUUUUCUCUCUUUCCUCUUGGUGCUUCGGCUUCCUGAUGUGGGGAGGAAAAGGUAACCGUGGUGUCUUUAGGGGGCUGCCUGAGCUCUCCGGUGAUUGGCUAUGACUCUCCCCUUGCUCAUCAUCUUUGUCUCACCUGGGAGUUGGUUACAGACUAUGGCACUCUUAUGGAAAAGUCCUCGAUUAACAAACUGAUCAUCUGUAUUUUAAGGACAUGAACUUUGGGAAAUGGCUUUUGUUUUCCCAGCUGGUAGUAUUUUAGAUUUCCAGUAAAGAGCUCUUUGCAUGACUUCAAGACCGAGCAUCCGUCUUUUGUGAGUGAUUUCGGACUUCAAAAUGUGUUAACCAACGAGAAUGUGUUUGUAUUGUAAUAAGAGACAAACACUAUCAUUGAUGUCUGCCUUAUCUGUACGUUGAGUAGAACUCUUCCUAAACACAUUACUCCCGCUAACAUGGGUUUAAUCUUUUAAUGGGUGCUGGUGUAAAACUCAACUGUUGAUCGUGGGUUAUUGCUAUUGUUUGCACAGUGGAAGGGAUUGCACUUUUUUUUUUUUUUAAACAAAAAAUGUGGCUUUUUUGUCUUUUUUUUUUUAAAAAGAUUUUUUUAUGUGCGCUUGCUAAAACGCGUUGCUCAAAUCUAAAAAAAUUUCUAGCAAGGUGCAGACGUCAGCCCGGCAAACUACGGAGCGGUGGAGUUAGACAGCGCCAUAGCCUAUAUAACUGUAAGUACUGCAUCCAGCUGCUACUAAUACAUAUAAAUAUAAAAAUG
Anarrhichthys ocellatus (wolf-eel) is the source of this 3124-nucleotide messenger RNA. RefSeq names its product proton myo-inositol cotransporter-like. Lineage: Eukaryota; Metazoa; Chordata; Actinopteri; Perciformes; Anarhichadidae. The record is from RefSeq and is a predicted model, not a curated record. Gene Ontology annotation, molecular function: myo-inositol:proton symporter activity. Gene Ontology annotation, cellular component: apical plasma membrane. The coding region runs from base 545 to 2350 and encodes 601 amino acids. Gene Ontology annotation, biological process: transmembrane transport; myo-inositol transport. The transcript has 11 exons.